AUGGAUUCGUUUGUCAUGGAUCGAACUGAGGAUAUUUUAUCGCCACUACUGAUGAAAAUCGGCAACAGGUUGUAUCGCAAGAACCCAACUAAAUCAACUAAUUCCACAUUAGUUCCAGUUGGUUGUCUCGAAAAUGAAUGUGAACCUGAUGAAGAUGCCAUUAAUGAUGAUUUCGGCUCAGAUCAGACCUGUUAUUUUGUAGAGGAUAUUCACUCUGAGUCUGGAGGAUGUGUUGCGAAACUUUAUGUCCCACGAGUUUUCUAUUCUCGCAUAAUUGGUACAAGACAAGUCAAGAAACAUGAGCUUGAGUCAGAAUUCCUCUGUCGACUCACUUUUCCCUCUCCUCAGUCUACCCUUUCCCAUAUCAAGAUCUUUUCCAAGUCUGAAGCUGGUAUUCUCGGCGUAGUUCGGCGCAUUGCUUGGAUUAUCUCCGAGUCUAGAUCAAAAAUGAACCCUACUCACUUUGUUUGUAUACCUCUCAUCAGUAAUGAAAUCAAAGGGUCAUACUUGACAUUUAAAAAAGAUGUUUUGAAACACGCUGAAUCUGAUGCUGUAGGAGCUUUCCGUGGUAUUGAUGAUGAUCUUUUUGUUUCCGAGCACAAACUCCAUUUCACUCUUGCAACGCUGUUUCUUGCUGACCAGAAGGAAGUUAGACUAGCUUCACAGUUGUUGACUUCUUUCAUGGAUCACACAGAUGAGGGUAAGACGUUCGAUCGUUCACCAUUAUGUUUAACCAUUUGUGGACUUGGCUGCAUGAAUGAUGAUCCCAGGUCAGCGCAAGUCCUCUAUUUGUCCGUAAAUCCAAUUGAUGCUUUACUAUCUUUGGGCAAAUAA
Messenger RNA from Hydatigera taeniaeformis, 834 nucleotides. The record is from the annotation of a GenBank genome assembly. Lineage: Eukaryota; Metazoa; Platyhelminthes; Cestoda; Cyclophyllidea; Taeniidae.